Messenger RNA from Rotaria sp. Silwood2, 1671 nucleotides. NCBI's taxonomy places the organism in Eukaryota, Metazoa, Rotifera, Eurotatoria, Philodinida, Philodinidae. The record is from the annotation of a GenBank genome assembly.
AUGUGGGUUAAUGGAAUGGGUAUGUCGAUGGAAAAAGGAUCUACGAAAUCUGUAAAAAAUCGAUCUCACAUUGUCUUGGGCAUUCUAGCAGAUCGACAAUUGAUGAAUACUCUCGUCAAUGCUUCUCAACAAACAUGGAUACCUUCUGUUCCCUAUGAUCUCUUUUAUUUUAUUGGUCGACAUCAUGGACAUCCUCCUCGAUUUUCACGAAACUUGAAUGUCGUCGAGUUACCCACAGAGGACAAUGAAUAUCCACCAGUGAACAAAACAUUUCAUAUGUGGACAUAUUUUUAUACGCAACAUUUAUCUGACUAUGACUAUUUCAUGGCUAUUGAUGCGGACACUUAUGUGAAUGUUGAAAAUUUGAAAAUAAUGCUGAAUGAGCUCAGAUGUCACGAUUGUUACGUUGGUUACCCAGCUAUAGGAGAACCAUACGAACGAAAAGGGUUAGGACUUCUUGCUCCAUACUGUCUUGGGAUGGGCUAUGUGAUUGCUCGCAAAACGCUUCUCCGAUUUGCUUUACACAUUGAUAUUUGUCGGCGAUCAAUUGUAGCAAACCAUUCAGAUACUGAGUUAGGACGAUGUAUUUAUCGAUACGCAUCGGGCAUAUCAUGUACUCGAGCUCAGAUGCCCCUGGAAAGAGUUUUAUACACAACGAAUAGUCGAGGAGCUGUCGUCCCAUUUAAACGCGAUUCGCAAGGUCGACUUCUAAUAGAAUUCCCAAAAGCACCACCAACUCGUUUUUUCAAUGCUGCACUUGUUCAUCCGUUAAAAACAUCUCAUGCGUUUCAUCAAUUUCAUCGUCAAGUUACAUUGCAACUCCGACCAGUACUUCCACCAGCUUUCUUGCACGGAAGCUGUGUAGCUAAUCCAGUCAUUCAAAAUGAAACCUAUCCACAAAAUCGAUCUAUAGCUGAAUGUCGCUUGCAAAUACCAAAACAAUCUGCCUAUAACCUAAGUUCUCUAAGUGCUUUUGUCAUUACUUUGAGAAAUUGUGAACUGCGUCUACAACGAACAAUUCAUAAUUUUGAAAAACACAGCAUUCAUCUACAGCUUUUCCAUGGAAUAUCAAACGUUUCUGUUCUGAAAACGACGAAAUUAACCAAGGGUGAAUGGAAUCUUCGUUUGACAAUGAUACGUUUGAUACAGACAGUAAUCAAUGCUAAGCUACAGCAAGUUCUUGUAGUUGAGGACGAUGCUAUUCCACACCGUCGCUUCGGUCAACUCUUGCAGGAGUUGAUCAAUGAUCAUCGAUGCAAGGAAUGCGUAUCUGGAGGUAUCUUGAUGCUUGGGUCAACGACAUGGUUUCCUGGUUGGAGGACUCUUGAUAGAUAUAAAAAAGUCGAAAAUGGGACGUGUCGCAAUAUAUGCACACAGGACUACGGAUCUUUUGCUGUUCUACUUCAUCAAGCCACAUUCCAACCGAUCCUUGCUUGGUUAAAGGCAGAGAGCAUGCCACAACCUUACGAUUACAUAUUUGCUCAUCUUUCUCGUCUUGGUUAUCCUGUAAGACUUACUUUUCCGAAUCUUGUCAUCACUGAUGUAAGACAUGAUUCAGCAAUUCUACAUCGUCCUCUCAACAGUUCUUUUCAUAAUCUAGGAAGGCGCGCAAAAAUUCAUCGUUGGACAAUUGAGAAUUACAUGAUUUCAUCUUCGGAUGCAAUCUGUUGA